Molecule: messenger RNA, 3858 nt
Organism: Eublepharis macularius
Lineage: Eukaryota; Metazoa; Chordata; Lepidosauria; Squamata; Eublepharidae
Product: centrosome-associated protein CEP250
Exons: 22
Coding region: 217-3522 (1101 amino acids)
Source: RefSeq, a predicted model, not a curated record
UUCUUGGCGUGGAGGAAUGUUGGUGCAUGCAGCAGGCGACUGGACACGUUUGGGAUCCAUCGGCAAGGUGCAAUUUGUCAAGGGAUCUUCCUGUUUUGGGAGUCUUCCUGCCGCCUCAUCCACGAACCUGAAUCUGUGAGGCUUCCAGUUCUGGCAACUGUAUCAGACCCGCUGCCUCGGCAAGAGAGGACGGGAUUUCCUUGUGAUUGUCCAUAAAUGUUAGUCCAGAGGAAAAACGGGCAUGAGGGCUUGCCUUCCCGGUUCAGCGGCAGCCGCAGGUGCUUGCAGUGUGGUUCAGGAACUGAGUCCCCAAGUCUGUCCUGCAAAGACCCAGAAAUUUCUAGAAGGAACCGUCAGUCCUUUGCCACCACUGCGCUCAAGUGGAGAAGCAUGAAUAAGUUUCUCUUUCCAGCAAAGGGGAUUGCCAAUGGGGCACCAGGAUCUCUGGAGCCCGAGUGCUUGAGAAGACCAGGGAGAGAAUUUGAUGGGGAAUCGCUCAGCCCCAAGCAUCCUCACAGAUCCCGGUCCACGAGCUCACAGCGAAGCAGCCGUUUCAGGGACAGCAGAAUAGGUUUAAGCACCGACGUGGAGUCCUCUGAGGGGCCUUCCCACUUGACGCUCGGCUGGCGGCAUCCUGUAUCUCGUCUCCCGAGCCACGAUUCAGGAGCAUUUGGUCCCCUGCAGCCAUCGGCUAGAAGACGGCGGAGUGUCUCAGAGCAGGACCUGAGAGCAUCCCUACCCGAGAGGGUCCAUAAGGAGGCGGAACUGGCGGCCUUCCUAAGGGAAGCUGACCAUAUGCCAAGAGGAGAAAUAAAAGAGCUGAGAAAGCUGGAGAUAGACCUGAACGUGAUGAGGUUUGAGCUGCUGUCCCUGAAGCAGAGGAUGGAGAGCUCCUUCUUCCUUCUGGAAAAGGAAAAGAUGUGGUUGGAAAUGAUGUCUUCUGCAGACAGGAAGCGAAAAUGGGAGCGGGAGUAUAAGAUGUUCAGUUUGAAGAUGGAGCUACUGAAGCCCAAAUCGUAUUCAGGCAAAAGGCGAUACAGAUUAUUAUCCCGGGACUCUGGCAAAAAUGAAAAUAUGGGAAAGAAGGAUAUUGGCCAACAUGUGCCGGCCCUUCAAGAAACCCUGGUUGCUCAGGAGAACUGCAUGAACCCCUUGCAUGAAGAGCAGAAGGAAACGGCACAGCAGCUGAAACCUGCCAAAGAGGAGGAGAACCUGCUGCCUACUCAAGUGAUUGGCUUGGAAGGGGAAGUGGAUGAAGCAUCUCCAAAACCGAAUCGAGUGCUUUCGGAUAGGGAAUGCCUCCUCCAGGUACAGAUGCUCCCUCUGGAGUUGGAGUGUAUGCAGAAGAAGCAGGAAGAUGACUGGCCAUUGGACCUCAGUGCGGACUGUGUUGAGGCCGAGUCCCUGGUCAGCCAGCAAGACCCAGAGAAGGUUCUCCUAAAAGGGGAACUGAAAUCUGCCAGACAGGUAAACGAGGAACUUUCCUUGGAAGUAGCUGAAAGCCGCCAGAGUCUAGAAGCCUCUUUAGACAGCCUUCAUCGUUUGGAAGCCGAGAAGGAGAACCUGGAGGCUCGUAUUCAGGACCUGGAGAGUGAACGGGCCCAGCUGCUGAGGGAGAGGGAAGGGAGCCCCCGUGAAGGGCCAGCGAAUGGGGCAAGCCAGCAUGAAGAGGUGGAAGCUUUGCAGGAGACCUGUACAAAUCUCAGGGAAUCUCAGUGCUUUCUGAAAAGGGAGAAGGACAUCUCGGAGACUCGUUGUCUGGAACUGGAAGCUGCUUUGCGUGGCAAACAGGAGGAGAUGGAGAAACACCUGGCAGAGCAGAAACAGGUUUCUCAGUACUGGCAGGACAGGUGGGACCAGGUGGCCACAGCCCUGAAGGCCAAGGAGGAGGAGCUGGAGAAAACACAUGUGCAGAGCCAGGCCUCAUCUGCUGAGUUGGAAACUCCUCUGCUUCUCCAGAUGCAGCUAGACGCUUGUAAACAGGAGCUGGAACUGGAACGGAACCGCAGCCAGGCCCUGCAGCAGCACGUGCAGCAGCUGCAGUCUGGGAGCCAGACCUUCGCUGUUCCUACGAAUGAGACUGCUCCACAAAAAGUAGAUGCAGAAGUGGUCCAAGUCCGAGAGGAGCUACAAAAGGUCUGGGACAUGUUGAAGUCUCGCGAUACUGAACUGGAAGGGCAGCAGCUGGAACUGGAAUCCAUCAGAAGCCAGUGUGCAGAAUGCCGCUCGGAGAAGCAGCACCUGGAUCGAAUAGUUGCCUCUCUGGAAGAGCAGCUGGCUGAGAAAGAACAGGCCUUGAAACGCCUCGAGGAAGCCGAGAAUGUGAGCAGAACGGAGAAGGAGAUGAAAAUUUCUGCGCUUGAGCGGAAGCUGGCAGAAAUCGAAGCUGUACAAGACCUCCCGGGACUCGGGUCGCAUAAUGCUCCCGAGACACGAGAAAUGGGGAAGAACGGGACAGGCAAGGACGAAGAAUCCCAGGGGAGGUGCUCUCGCCGUAGCACGGCUCCAGCCCAGCUGAAUGAAGUGAUUCAAAGUGCAGAAAAACAAGAUGAGGAGGAACUGACCUUGGGUGGCUUGAAUCAGGCAAAGGACCUUUUGAAGGGGAGCGUAUCGGACCAACCUCCAGUUCCCAGGCCGGAGCAGAGUCCAAGCCCAGACACCGCCGUAAAAGUCAUCCCAAGCCCCCAAGAGGAGAAGGAAAUCCUGAAAUGGCGGCAUCAACUGGUCACUGAGCAGCUGAAGGGGCUUUUCAAGCAGAGGCAGCAACAGGAACAGUCCAAAAAGCAGCUUGGAAGAAGCAAGGAAGAGAGGUCACAGGCGCCUCGGAAACCUCAAGAGGCUGUUCCCGAGUCCGCCAGGCCUUCGGAAGGUCAGUCUGCAGACCCAGAUAUGCCCAGCAGCAGUGCAGAAGUACAAAGACUCCAGCGACUACUGAAAGAGAAAAUGGAAACCAUCUCCUCCAUGGCUUCAGAGAUUCAGGCUCUACAGCAGAAGAAUGAGUCUCUAAUGAAAGCUAAACUGAGGUUCCAGCAACAGAUCCAACAGAUCCGCAACCUUCCUAAGCAACGGCCAGAGAAGAGCAAUGCCGAGCUCCUGGUGCCGCGCCUCUCUGCCAGCCUGGGGCAGGAUGUGCACAGUGCCGAAGGCAGUGACAGCUCCGUGCCUUCUCCGCAAAGUGAUGAGCCUCCGUUCACAGGCAGCCGAGAGGACCUGAGGAAGGCGCUGGACUUGCCUCAUCAGCACGUCGGUGCCGAAGACCGGAAGGGCAGUACUUCCGAUGAGAGCACGUGCCAACGGCACUUCUCGGCUUUGCCUUCGGCACAGUCACGGCCCCCGGCUGUGCCUUCCGCCAAACCCAAGCUGGAGCUCGUCCUUCCUCUGCAGGCUGACAGCGAAGGGUCUUUGCUUAGUCCCCGGGGUUCAGCUCUUCUGUCCCCAAGGCCUUUCGGGCCCCCAAGGCCUUGGUCGCCUUUUAAAUUCAAAGGGAGCCCCGACAUUCCAGAGGAUAGAGAGAAGCACUGAAUGGAAAAUCGCCAAGAGUCCAGUAGCACCUUUAAGACUAACCACCUUUAUUGUAGCGCAAGCAUCUGAUGAAGAGAGCUGUGGCUCUCUAAAGCUUACGCUACAAUAAAGUUGGUUAGUCUUAAAGGUGCUACUGGACUUUGCGAUUUUGCUACUUGUAGACUAACACGGCCAACUCCUCUGGGCUGAAUGGAAAAGGGCUGAUCCUUGGAUUUCAUCUUUUCCCCCCAAGUCCACAAGAACCUUCCACCAUAUCGCCAAGCUUUAUGGCGGGAAUCCCUAUUUCUACUUUAAGAAGUGUGUUUCCCCCUUCCUUUAAUUAAAAGGUUCCGUAUU